GGCUGGCGCCCGAGGUCUCAGGCAGCCGAUCGGCUCGUCCAAUCGUUCGCCACGUGUCCUGUUUGUGUCCCCUCCCUACCUCCCCAUCUCCCUCUUCGUCUGCUUCCUCCUUCGACGUCGAAGAGGACGAUAACUGUCUAGCCCCCCCCUCUCCUUUGUCAGCAACUCCGUCCUCGCCUCCAUUGCCAUGAGCUUUUCGGUGGAGCAGCCAAUUAGUGCGCAGUUGACGACCCCAAGGGGGCGAGUUGCGAUAAUCCGGCAAGUACAACGGCCCCAACUCAGCCCUGACCUUCUUCGAUUUGCGGCCUUCUUCAGCACGGCAGCGAUCCACGCGGCAACCGAGUUUCGAUUUGCGCAGGCGGGAGCGACACUUGUACUGGCCGAGAUCUCGGCCUUUCGGCGCCUGUCUCUGUCCGGGGCCAGCCACGUCUCCAUCAUCAUCGUCUUCACCGUGGACGUCACCGCGAUACCUUCAGAGAUCCACGCAGACAUCUUCCGCACCUUGAGGGCUUGGGGAGAAGAAGUUGCGGCCGCGUGGACGGCGCUCCUGGCUUGUCGGGGAGACACGAUCGGAGAGCUGCUAGGCAUAGUGCUUGGCAAGGUGGAGGAGGGAAAUCUCGCCCUCAUCACGAGCGAGCUACUGGUGUUCUUGGCGCAGCUAGUGGACGAUCUGCCUCUUGACAUCCUAUCAAGGUGCGACAGCAAGCCCGACCCUGACGUACUCCCCCGCACGCUUACGGCUCAUCUACUGUGGUCCACGUGCACGGAGUUGGAUGUGGACAACUGUCUUUACCUGUCCCAGGAUCUCUACCUGGAAAUCAACUUGACCGAUCUUGUGCUGUGGGACCCCGUCAUCCGGCGAGCAAACGCGUGGGCCGCCGCCAACGAAGACGAAGACGACGACGACGACGACGACGACGACGACGACGACGACGACGAAGAGAAAGAAGAAGAAGAAGAAGAAGAAGAAGAAGAAUCGCGCACGGAUCCGGAUGAUUCCGACUAUCUCGGUAAAGAAGAGACUGAGGAAGAAUUAGAGGAAGAGGAAGAGGAGGAAGACGAAGAAGAGGAGGAGAGCGAGCCCGAAGAAGCAGGUGAUCGGCCUAGGCAAAGUGAGGAAGAAAGAGAGGCCGAAGCGCAGAGACGACGAGAAAAGGCGGAAGGCAAGCGACCGAUCAAGGAAGGCCCCCCGCAUGAGCUGCUGUUGGGAGACCCGUCGCUCAAUCCGGAGCCGCCGCGCGAGGAGCCCGAAGACGAUGGAGCUGCCGCCGAGGGAUCGGGGAGCCGCCGCCGCAGGAGGAGUGAAUCGUCAGCUUCAUCCCUUUCCCCACCCCGCCAUACCCUUCGCCUUCGUAGAGAUGCGGGCGAUUGGGCUUCGUCCCCGGUCAUUAUCCCGCCAUCCCCAUGAUUACAUGAUGGUCCGCCAACUCCCAGGACGACCUCCUUUUCCCGAUGAAUGGUGUCCUUUCCCGCCCACCCUCUUCCAUCAACUCUACGCCACGCGUCUCCAGAUCACCAUCGUCCCACACUGAGCACACUCUACCACUCACUCCCUUGUCGAUUCCUUCCUUCUCCACAUCCUUCUCUUUAGCAUGAACUAGCGGGAAUAAAAUAACAUAGAAGUU
This is a messenger RNA of Chara braunii, 1625 nucleotides long. The record is from the annotation of a GenBank genome assembly. NCBI's taxonomy places the organism in Eukaryota, Viridiplantae, Streptophyta, Charophyceae, Charales, Characeae.